AUGAAUAAGCUCUCUGGUAAUAUUCCGCAAAGUCUCUCGGCAUUGACUUCUCUGAGCCACUUAAAUUUGUCGUAUAAUAAUCUCUCGGGAGUAAUUCCAACAGGAAAUCAGUUGCAGACCCUUGACGAUCCAUCCAUUUACAUCGGCAAUCCAUAUCUCUGCGGGCCACCGAGUACGAGAAAUUGUUCUGCAAAUGAAAUAAAUUAUGAGGAUAAUGAAGGCCCUAAGGAUAAGUUCGAGUGGCUAUGGAUAUACUUUGGUGUUGUACUGGGAUAUCUAUUCGGUUUAGCAGUUUUUUGUGGGGUUUUGUUGCUCAAUAAUGCUUGGAGGAAUGCUUAUUUCUCUGUGAUUGAUAUUGUAUGUGACAAGCUUUGCAUU
Molecule: messenger RNA, 378 nt
Organism: Ananas comosus (pineapple)
Lineage: Eukaryota; Viridiplantae; Streptophyta; Magnoliopsida; Poales; Bromeliaceae
Product: protein BRASSINOSTEROID INSENSITIVE 1-like
Exons: 1
Molecular function (GO): protein binding
Source: RefSeq, a predicted model, not a curated record